Scheffersomyces amazonensis is the source of this 1630-nucleotide messenger RNA. RefSeq lists its product as uncharacterized. The transcript has a single exon. The record is from RefSeq and is a predicted model, not a curated record. The coding region runs from base 246 to 1535 and encodes 429 amino acids. NCBI's taxonomy places the organism in Eukaryota, Fungi, Ascomycota, Pichiomycetes, Serinales, Debaryomycetaceae.
AUUUUUUACAGGUUUUAAUUACUUUUCCCAAUUUGGCCCUACUAUAUGUCGUGGAUCCACCAUUUUAAUAACAAAAUUGGUGAUCAGAUUUUAACACCCAAAACCUAUAAGAUAUACUCUUUAUUUUAAGCUAUAGCCAUAAGCAUUAAUUUAUAUAUAUCUUCGGUAUAGUAUCAGGGUAGUGUGCACGUGGAACCGUGAUAUACCCAAAUUUCAAACCGUUUGAUAGACCCAACAGUUCACUUAUGGCAAUUGCACCCAUAAUACCCAACAAUCAUGAAGUAUGUGGUGGCAUGUAUGAGCAUAGUGAAAGAGAGAAAUUUACUCAAAAAUUUAAUCAUAGUGACGCUAUGAGUAUGAAUAUGUUGUAUAGACAGGACCACUAUGUUAGUGGUAAGGGAAAUAUGGAGUCUAUGGGCUCUAUGGAGAUGGUAGAUGUAGUGGACGAUGAAGAAGAAGAAGAAGAAGAAGAGAUGGACGCAGAUGACUACGAUGACACAGCAUCAUUAAUGGAGUCUAUGCAUAGUUUACCAUCUCUUGUGGAUACGGACAGUGAGAUGUUGAUGACAGUUAAAACAGAGGAUAUGGCUGAAUUUAAGAAAUCAUCUAUACGGAUACAUGGAGGUGAGAAAGAAGAAGAAGAAGACACUGACGAUACCGACACAGAAGAAAAUCACAAUAGCAUUAAGAAAGCAUUGGUGAAUAUAGUACUGAUUCAUACGGAUGUGUCAGAUAAAUUUAACAAUAUGGAUGAUAGUGUUGCUGUUCUCCGAAGUAAGAAUGAACAGACUUUGGCUCUUUUGGGACUGUUGACAAACAGCAACGAAGCAUUGUUAAGACGAAUAAAACUCAUGAAUAAUUACAUUGAGGAAUGUCAGAGUGCAAGUACUGUACCCACCAAGAAAACAGCAACCAAUACAUAUGAUAAGGUGCCACUCAAUGUAGUCCAGUCGGUACUAAAUGAAAAUGACUUGAGGAUCAUCAAUAGACUCUCGAUCUCUCCACCACAAGAUAGGAACUCACUGACUUCGUUUGAGAUAAGUUCGAACAGCCUGGGGUUGACGAACAAACUCAGAGGAGUGAGAUCAAGAUCAUCCACUCCUGUAAGAUCUAGGUCAGUGACUCCUUUAAGGUCAGAAAUACCUAUGAGAUCAGUAACGCCUGUGCUUCCACAUAGUGCUAGCUACCGGGGCAGAACAAAGAUUAAAUACGAGUCAACUGCAUUGAGUACUACAGCAUUGAUUGCUACAGCACUUGCCGCAGCACUGUCCACGACACAUCCUACAACACAGUCUUCUACAACACAGUCUUCUACAACACAGUCUACUCCAACACAGUCUACUCCAACACUCACUACAACACAGUCUGCUACGACACUCACUACAACACAGUCUGCUACGACACUCACUACAACACAGUCUGCUACAAUGACAACUACUGAAACACACAUGCAGUCUCAUACCACACAACUUCAUUUCGGCUAUACUAUCAGCACAUUCAUUCUAUUAUGCAUUUUAAUUUAUUUUGGGUUUUAAGUGAUAAUUCACAAGUACAGGAAGUACAAUUAUUUAAUACGAUUAUAUAGGGUUAUUAAUAUAAGUAAGUUACGAUAAAUUUCCAAACACGAUGU